AUGCUUCUUCUUCUUUUUCUUCUGCUACUGCUAUUGCUGCUGCUGCUGCUUCAGCUGCUUCUUCCACAAAGUGAUUACAAGGGCGAAAAGAAGAAGCGUGAAAACAUUAUUGAACUGGACCGCUUCACCGACAAGCGCAUCCGCGUCAAGUUUGCGGGUGGUCGCGAAGUCACCGGCAUUCUAAAAGGACAUGAUCAGUUGCUCAACAUGGUGUUGGAUGAUGCACAGGAGUACUUGCGUGACGCCACAGACCCGACGCGACUCACGGACGAGACCCGAACACUGGGCCUGAUUGUGUGCCGCUCAUCAUCCAUCGUUGUCAUCUCACCCGAGGAUGGCAUGGAGGAGAUUGCCAACCCCUUCUUGGCCAUGGAGGCGUAAAGGCCAAGUGCUUCGAACUGGCACUGCGGGCGGGGAACAGUGCAUAUCCCCAGACCCCAAAUACAGCAAUCACGCAGGCAGAUGAGCGUAUGUCUCUAUCUUGCUCUAUGUUUGCAAGUGUCUGUGCACGUAUGUGAGUGUAGCCGUGUGUAUCUUGUCGGAAGCGAAAGCGCCAAUUGACGCCAACACCCUU
This is a messenger RNA of Monosiga brevicollis MX1, 574 nucleotides long. RefSeq lists its product as uncharacterized. The transcript has 4 exons. Gene Ontology annotation, biological process: mRNA splicing, via spliceosome; nuclear-transcribed mRNA catabolic process. The coding region runs from base 1 to 381 and encodes 126 amino acids. Gene Ontology annotation, molecular function: RNA binding. NCBI's taxonomy places the organism in Eukaryota, Choanoflagellata, Craspedida, Salpingoecidae. Gene Ontology annotation, cellular component: U12-type spliceosomal complex; spliceosomal tri-snRNP complex; Lsm1-7-Pat1 complex. The record is from RefSeq and is a predicted model, not a curated record.